ACUUCCCUGAAUACUUGGAUCCAGGAAAGAAACAUGAAGUGGCUUGUGCUCCUCGGGCUGGUGGCCUUCUCAAAGUGCAUAGUCAAAAUACCUCUAAAGAGAGUGAAGACCAUGAGAAAUACUGUCAGUGGAAGAAACAUGCUGAACAAUUUUGUGAAGGAGCAUGCUUACAAACUGUCCCAGAUUUCUUUUCGUGGCUCUAAUCUAACUAGUCACUCCCUGAGAAACCUCAGAGAUUUGUUCUACUUGGGUAACAUCACCAUUGGAACACCCCCUCAGGAAUUUCAGGUUAUCUUUGACACAGGCUCAUCUGAGUUGUGGGUGCCCUCCAGCUUUUGCAUCAGCACAACCUGUUCUAAACGCAUGAGGUUCAGACAUGUCGAUUCUUCCACCUUCCGGCUUAGCAGGAAGACCUUCAGCAUCACCUAUGGAUCUGGGAGAAUUGAAGGAUUUGUUGCUCAUGACACAGUUCGGAUUGGUGACCUUGUCAGUACUGACCAGCAGUUUGGCCUAUGCACGGAAGAAUCAGGGUUUGAGGGCAUGAUUUUUGAUGGCAUCUUGGGCUUGAGCUACACCAACAUAUCAUCCUACAUGGGAGCCAUCCCCAUCUUUUACAAGCUGAAGAAUGAAGGUGCCAUUUCUGAGCCUGUUUUUGCCUUCUACUUGAGCAAAGAUGAGCGGGAGGGCAGUGUGGUGAUGUUUGGUGGGGUGGACCACCGCUACUACAAGGGAAAGCUCAACUGGAUACCACUGAUCAAAGCAGAUGACUGGAUUGUUCACAUGGACCGCAUCUCCAUGAAAAGAAAGGUUAUUGCUUGUUCUGGCGGCUGCAAUGCCCUUGUGGACACCGGGUCAUCAGAAAUCGUAGGCCCAAGUACACUGGUCAAAAACAUCUUGAAGAUCAUCGGUGCCAAGCCACGGGGUUCUGAGCACUAUGUUUCAUGUUCUUCAGUCAAUAGCCUACCCUCUAUUAUCUUCACCAUCAAAAGCAACAACUACCGAGUGCCAGGUCGAGCCUACAUUCUCAAGGAUGAUAGAGGUCACUGCUUUGCCGCCUUUAAAGUGCAUAGACUGAGUUCAUCUACGGAGAUCUGGAUCCUGGGUGACGUCUUCCUGAGGCUGUAUUUCUCGGUCUUUGAUCGAGGGAAUGACAGAAUUGGUCUGGCACGGGCAGUGUAA
Capra hircus (goat) is the source of this 1179-nucleotide messenger RNA. RefSeq names its product pregnancy-associated glycoprotein 1-like. The transcript has 9 exons. The record is from RefSeq and is a predicted model, not a curated record. Bases 34 to 1179 code for a protein of 381 amino acids. Gene Ontology annotation, molecular function: aspartic-type endopeptidase activity. Gene Ontology annotation, biological process: proteolysis. Lineage: Eukaryota; Metazoa; Chordata; Mammalia; Artiodactyla; Bovidae.